GCCUGCGAAGAGGAAGAGGCCAGGCCCACGAGCCGCCGUCCCCGCGGCGGACUUCGCUUUAACGGCCGAGUACGCGGAGAGCCAUGGCUGAAGUGCACGUGAUCGGGCAGAUCCUAGGGGCCACCGGUUUCUCUGAAAGCAGCCUUUUCUGCAAGUGGGGCGUUCACACAGGGGCUGCAUGGAAGCUCCUGUCGGGUGUACGGGAAGGCCAAACCCAAGUAGACACACCGCAGAUAGGCGACAUGGCUUACUGGUCCCACCCUAUUGACCUGCACUUCGCUACCAAAGGUCUCCAAGGCUGGCCUCGACUCCAUCUCCAGGUGUGGUCCCAGGACAGCUUUGGCCGAUGCCAGCUUGCUGGCUAUGGCUUUUGCCACGUGCCUAGCAGCCCAGGCACUCACCGGCUGGACUGCCCUACGUGGAGGCCCCUGGGCAGCUGGCGGGAGCAGCUGGCGCGGGCCUUCGUGGGCGGCGGGCCGCAGCUGCUGCACGCGGACACCAUCUACAGCGGCGCCGACCGCUACCGGCUGCACACGGCCGCCGGUGGCACGGUGCACCUUACUCUCGGCCUGCUGCUGCGUCACUUUGAUCGCUAUGGUGUGGAGUGUUGAGGGACUUCACCGCCACGAACCCCCACCACCCUCCGCCCUGGGCACUCUGAGCACAGGGUGGCACAGCAGUCACAACGUGGACUCUGGAGACUGUCAGUCCUGACCUCACCCAAGUCGUGACCCCUUGUCCUACCUAGGACUGCAAGGCCUACUCCCUGAGGCCCGUGCUCCACGGCACCGCCGGGGCGUGAGCCUGUGGGUUACAGGGACUCGGGAAGCAGCGGCUGUUUGGCGUGUGGGGGCACUUGAUAAAGGCGGGCAUGUCGCA
Psammomys obesus (fat sand rat) is the source of this 879-nucleotide messenger RNA. It is a transcript of the gene B9d2, whose product is annotated as B9 domain containing 2. Lineage: Eukaryota; Metazoa; Chordata; Mammalia; Rodentia; Muridae. Gene Ontology annotation, biological process: cilium assembly. The transcript is spliced from 4 exons. Bases 84 to 611 code for a protein of 175 amino acids. The record is from RefSeq and is a predicted model, not a curated record. Gene Ontology annotation, cellular component: MKS complex.